AUUUUUUCUUACUAGCCAGCUUGGUCGUUCAAAACCGGCUCCGUCUUGUCAUUUCUCAGGCGGAGGUCAACUACCAUGCACACAGACAGGUACUCUUCGAUGCUCUCAGCAUGAACGCAUCUAUAUGUAAGUGUAACAGUACUGCGUUUGAAGAGUGGGAGAAAGCCGUUUCUGCGGAGUUCUACAGACACGAGGACAUGGUGGUGAACGCCAGACUGGACCUAGUGUACGGGACAAACACCACCAACGAGCGGUACCUCGCAGUGCCGGCCAGGGCUAUGUUCCUGGCGUUUGUGGUCGUCACAACUAUUGGGUAUGGCCACUGCACGCCCAGGACACCAGAAGGACGAGUGUUCUUGAUUUUCUACGCCAUUUUCGGUAUCCCAUUGAUGAUGACGUGGGUGAGUGACGUCGGAGCUCAGCUGGACUCCCUUCUGAGCUACCUGAUCGGGAAGAUGAAGUCACGGUGCGGCUCCAAGAAGUCAUCAGAAGUCGACAGGUGGGAACUCCCAAGAUUUCUAUAGGCGUAACUUCAACAAAUAUUGUGACGAAGAAAACGUCCUUGUACCAAACAAACACGGUGUAAUGAUUUUUGCUCAGAUGCGGGUAAGGGGCUGGUCGUACGAGCGUUGUGCGAUCGCAAACGGAUGGCAUUGUUGGGUUAGUCGUGCAAGUGUCGUAAACUGAAAUUCAGCUGCCUUGGUAACCGGAAAGGCUGUUGGUUCAUCCACAGCCUGCUUAAAAUUACAACGACGUUAAAAUUGUACAGUGACCUACUAGUACUACGGAUGUGAUGUAAGAUGUGUGUGAGGUAGUUGGUCGCCGUGCGUUGGUCUGUAAUUUAUGGGUAGUAAAAAUGU
This is a messenger RNA of Branchiostoma belcheri (Belcher's lancelet), 860 nucleotides long. RefSeq names its product potassium channel subfamily K member 9-like. Bases 111 to 524 code for a protein of 137 amino acids. Gene Ontology annotation, molecular function: potassium ion leak channel activity. Gene Ontology annotation, cellular component: membrane. NCBI's taxonomy places the organism in Eukaryota, Metazoa, Chordata, Leptocardii, Amphioxiformes, Branchiostomatidae. Gene Ontology annotation, biological process: potassium ion transmembrane transport; stabilization of membrane potential. The record is from RefSeq and is a predicted model, not a curated record. The transcript has 2 exons.